Messenger RNA from Spodoptera litura, 2055 nucleotides. It is a transcript of the gene nAChRa5, whose product is annotated as nicotinic acetylcholine receptor subunit alpha 5. Gene Ontology annotation, biological process: monoatomic ion transmembrane transport. Gene Ontology annotation, molecular function: extracellular ligand-gated monoatomic ion channel activity; transmembrane signaling receptor activity. The record is from RefSeq and is a predicted model, not a curated record. Gene Ontology annotation, cellular component: membrane. NCBI's taxonomy places the organism in Eukaryota, Metazoa, Arthropoda, Insecta, Lepidoptera, Noctuidae.
AUGUCGCCUAUGUGUGCGGACCCAAACUAUCGGUCAGCGGUGAUCAACACCAACGUGAUAGUGAAACACACGGGAGAAGUCACGUGGCUGAGCCAUGGGAUCUAUGUGUCUGUGUGUGACAUCAACGUCGAGCAGUUCCCGUUCGAUGUCCAGCUGUGCACCAUGAAGUGGGCGUCUUGGACGUAUGAUGGAUUUCAGUUGGAUUUGAAGAAGCAAUUUGACGAAGGGGACACAACGAAUUACCAGACGAACGGGGAGUUCGACCUAGUGAGCUUUGAGGCCAUUCGCCAUGACCAAUAUUACUCCUGCUGUGUGGAACCCUACCCUGACAUCACAUACAUCAUCAAAUUGAGGAGAAGACCCAUGUUCUAUGUCUUCAACCUUAUUCUUCCCUGUCUCCUCAUCAAUGGUAUUGCACUUCUAGUGUUUUACGUGCCGUCGGAGUCAGGUGAAAAAGUGACCCUGGGCAUAAGUGCACUUCUGUCUAUGACCGUCUUCUUGAUGACUAUAAGGGACACGUUGCCGCCUACAGAGAAAACCCCACUUAUUAGUUUGUAUUAUGGAGUUAGUACGUGUUUAGUGUCAUUCUCGGCUUCUCUAUCAGUUGUCACGCUCAAUAUAUCUUACAGAGGAGUGAGAGGGCAGCCGGUGCCGGCGGUGCUGCGCGAGCUGGUGCUGCAGCGCCUCGCGCGCCUGCUCUUCAUCAACCUUGACACUGACGGUGCAAAGGGUGACGCCGGCACGGUGACAUCAGCUGGGAUGCAGGUGAACCCGCGCACAGGCUCCAGGCUCAAGGCGGAGGUGCGCUGCGAUGGAGCCCCACUCACACCUGCCUCACCACGCUUCGCUCGCCACAACCACAACCAUUUAGGUGGGACACAAGCCAAUAUGGCGUCUGUGCCAGGAGGUGGCGCGGGUGGCGGUGCAGCGAACACGCCAGUAGAGACGGGCUGCGCAAACACAUGUUCACGGUGCGCGUGUUGCGGUUGCACGUUGCGCGAAGCUGCGGCCCGCCACGAACAGCGAGUCGCCGCCAACGAACGAUUGGAACGUGCUAAUUUGGAGUGGAAACAGGUGGCAGUGGUAGCGGACCGGGCACUCCUAGCUGUCUUCGUGCUCGUCACAGCAAUAUCCACAGCGGCCAUCUUGUUACCACAGUUGAACAACUUGCACGUCGGCAACACGCCUCUUAAACCUCCCAUUUAGAGGCACUACAGAACCCUAGAAUAAAUGGAAACAAAGUCUUCUGCCAACGAAUGUGUUAAAUGAAAUGUGCCAAACUUCAAUUGAGUCACGCACUGUUGUAGAUGAUAAAAUGUAAGUGAUUUAUAAAAGGUUUAUACCACACUGGUAUGAGGCCAAAGGAAAUAAGUACACAUUGGUAAGAAAAUAAGGUUUAUUUUUUCAUUUGCUUGCUGAUGUGGAAGAGAGUGUCAUGGAAGAAUGUGAGUGGUAAAUUAAGCGAUGUUGAUAUCCUUGAUGUUAUAGGCGAUUGAUUGUCUUAGAGCUCAGUAAAUACUUUACUCGAUAUCUGUUACUAUUUCGUUUGAAGCUUUAGGAAGGAAAUUACAUAAGGGAUAAUAUUUCCGUACAGAAACGACUCUUAUUGUUCCAAUUUUAUUGUUGCUAAGAAUAAAAUUAGUUCAUUUUACAUACUUACUUUGAGCAUAAUUUUCAGUACAUUCAAUGAUGAAAACAUAUGUGUUUUUAAAACAAUUAUUGUUUUAGAAUAAUUCAGAAAAGUCACUAAAGAUCUAUAAUGAGGAGAAAUUAAGACAACUGUUAGUGUAGUAUCGGUAAUUCUGAAUGGAAAUUACUAAGGUUUAAUUACAGUCAGUAAAAUAAUUUGGUCAGCACUGCAUGGGUACGUAUUGCUGUAGUAAACUGUAAGCUUUAAUGUUAAUUUACUUCCUAUGUGAACUGCUGUGAACUAAAGGGAUUUUUGACUAUCUAUAUUUUUAAACUCAUAUUUCCAUUAGUUGCGGGAUCUUGUUGUUUCUUAUACCUUGAAGAAAACUAUUAAGAGAUAGAGGUAAGGCUAAGUAAAGGGUUCAA